AUGGCUUUGAAGCGCAUCAACAAGGAAUUGCUCGACCUCGGACGCGACCCGCCGUCGUCGUGCUCUGCUGGCCCGACCGGCGAUGACUUGUUCAGGUGGCAGGCGACGAUCAUGGGUCCCGCCGACUCGCCAUACUCGGGCGGCGUCUUCUUCCUGACCAUCACUUUCCCGACCGACUACCCUUUCAAGCCUCCCAAGGUUGCCUUCACGACCAAGAUCUACCACCCCAAUAUCAACGCAAACGGCUCGAUCUGCCUCGACAUUCUGCGAGAACAGUGGUCGCCCGCACUGACCAUCUCGAAGGUCCUCCUCUCGAUCUGCUCGCUUUUGACGGACCCGAACCCCGACGACCCUCUCGUUCCCGAGAUUGCCAACCUCUACAAGACUGACAGGGCGAGGUACGAGUCGACCGCGAGGGAGUGGACUCGCAAGUACGCGACCUAA
Messenger RNA from Rhodotorula toruloides NP11, 444 nucleotides. RefSeq names its product ubiquitin-conjugating enzyme E2 D/E. Gene Ontology annotation, cellular component: nucleus. Gene Ontology annotation, biological process: ubiquitin-dependent protein catabolic process; protein polyubiquitination. Lineage: Eukaryota; Fungi; Basidiomycota; Microbotryomycetes; Sporidiobolales; Sporidiobolaceae. Gene Ontology annotation, molecular function: ubiquitin conjugating enzyme activity. The transcript has 6 exons. The record is from RefSeq and is a predicted model, not a curated record. The coding region runs from base 1 to 444 and encodes 147 amino acids.